Molecule: messenger RNA, 807 nt
Organism: Sphaeramia orbicularis (orbiculate cardinalfish)
Lineage: Eukaryota; Metazoa; Chordata; Actinopteri; Kurtiformes; Apogonidae
Gene: limd2
Product: LIM domain containing 2
Exons: 4
Coding region: 163-507 (114 amino acids)
Source: RefSeq, a predicted model, not a curated record
CCGAAGAGCAGAGGCGGAGGAAGAGGAGCCACCGGCACCGGGGCCAGCGUCCAGCAACAAAGCCUCCCUGUAAACGCGGACUGAGAGAGCGAAUAUCCACCUCCGGCCACUGACCGAAACCGACUCUGCGUUAACGAGCAGCGUGUCACGGAAGAAGCGCAGAUGGACACCAGAAACGCCACUGAGGAGAAACCUGUCCAGAGGUCAAAGUCCUUCAGCUUUAAGACUCAAAAGGAAGUGUGUGCAUCAUGUGAGAAGACCGUCUACCCAAUGGAGAGACUGGUUGCCAACAACCUGAUCUUCCACUCCAAAUGCUUCUGCUGUAAACACUGCAACUCCAAACUCAGCCUCGGCACCUAUGCAGCUCUCCAAGGGGAGUUUUACUGCAAACCCCACUACCAGCAGCUGUUUAAAAGCAAAGGCAACUACGACGAGGGCUUCGGACGCAAACAGUACAAAGAGCGCUGGGCCUCCAAGGAGACAGAAAAUAUUACAAAGACGCCCUAAUCAUGUCUUGGCCUCGCCUCUUCCCUGUCCUCUAACACCUCCGACACAUCACAACGAACACACGCCUCAUACGCUGGGUGUCGUAAAACCACCCACCCGCGCACUCACUCGCUUUGUAAACGCCAUCAGAUCAGAUACAUGCACAAGCAGGUAGGACAGGGACAUCAGACUUAGUUCAGUUCAGGGGCCACAUUCAGUCCAAUUUGACCAAACCAUUCAAAUAAUAACAUAAUAACCUAUAAAUAAUGACAACUCCAAGUUUUUCUCUUUGUUUUUGUGCAAUAAAAAACAUUAAAUGAU